AACCUCGAUUGCAACUUCAAUUCACUUCUGCCACUUUACCAUUUCGAACUGCAAAAUCCCUGAAUGUCACAUUUUCCAACGACCUUUGAGGGAAUAAAGAGUGAGGCAAGAGAGGAGGCAACAGCGGAGAAUUUGAGACCUGGAGAAGAAAGACUGGAAAACAUAGGUGAAGAACCUCACAAUCGAUUUGAAAUGGCAUCCACAUCAUCCUCAGAAUCAGAGGUACCCGGUAAACACUCGGAAUCUGCUUUCCCACCUCCAUAUGCGAAAUCUCGACUAGCAGGCUAUCUCGAAGCCGAACUUCGCGAUUUUCCCGGCGGAGACGAAAUCACAACUGGAAGCGUCCCUCAAUGGACUUGGCCUCGAUCAGCAUGUCGUCUUUGGAUAUUCUUGAUGGUUCUUCAGAAAUGUGAACGUGGUACUAUCAUCGCCUAUGAAACGGCACGCAAAUUUAAUGGUUUCGGGCCGGCGUUGUAUAUUAUGUUUAAGAGCGAGUGGCGUAGCUUGCUUCAUGACAGUCCUGAGGAUAGUAUGACGAUUUAUUAUCAUUUACUUGCGAUGAGGAAUGAAAAGGGUGCGGUACCGCCAGCGUUUGAGAUUUCACAUUGUUGUUGA
Botrytis porri is the source of this 615-nucleotide messenger RNA. RefSeq lists its product as uncharacterized. Lineage: Eukaryota; Fungi; Ascomycota; Leotiomycetes; Helotiales; Sclerotiniaceae. The transcript has 2 exons. The coding region runs from base 64 to 615 and encodes 183 amino acids. The record is from RefSeq and is a predicted model, not a curated record.